UUGAAUUACAUUUAUGAUCGAUGUAAGAAUAUACUUUCCAAUAUGUACUCUUUCGACUUGGUUUCCCUUAAACCCCUUGGCGCCGAUAAUUAGGGCUUUUCAUCUUCUCUCCGGCCAUCAGAUUCGUAUGAAGCCAUGUAUUUGGUUUCUCGGACGUUGACAAGAGCUCUCUGCUCCUCACUUUACCACUCGAGAUCAGCCAAACUCCCAACUCGAAAAUGGGUGAUCUCUCACCAAAUCCGCUUAUACACAGCCACCACCGGUAAAAUCAUCCGCGCGGCGGAAUCAUCGGAGGAUGUUACGGCGGAGAAAGAAUUGGCUCGGCCGACGAUGAUUGAGUACCAACCGGAAAUAGCGAAACAGGUUAACCUAACCGGAUUCGUGGAUCAACCGGUUCAAUUCAAGUCUUACUCCGACGGAAAGUCCUGGGCUGGGACGGUUAUCUCUCAACGCUCCGGUUUAAAAUCAUCUGAUUUCUGGAUUCCGAUUAUAUUCGAAGGUGAAUUAGCUAAAAUAGCAGCUCACCAUGUCAAGAAAGAUGAUCGGAUUCAUAUCUCCGGGAAGCUCUUUAUAGAUUCACCUCCUCCCAAUGUCACCUAUCCUCAAUCCAAUGUCCAGAUUAUGGUUCAGAAUCUCAACUUCGUACAGGGUGCGAUCCCACCGCCCCAAAUAGAAGAAAUGAGCUUCCCACCAUCUGAUAUAGAAGAACUCAGCACUACGAAACAGACUUCAAGAACAAUGAAGGUUCAAGUCAUGGUUGAAGAAAGCUCUGAUGAUUUGAAGCAUCUACUUGAAAAUCCUAAAGAGUUGUUGGAUUUGGUAAACGCACCUGAGGCAGAAGAAAUCAGCAUCCCAUUGCCUGAAAUAGAAGAACUCACCACCAAGAAGCAGCCUGCAAGAUCUAACAAGGUUACAGUCUUGGAUCAAGGGACCUCUAAUCCUUGGAAUCAUCUACUUGAAAAUCCUAAAGAGUGGCUGGACUAUCGUGGGAGUAAAGCCAGCGGAUUGGUGACACCUAAACAUCCUGACUUUAAGGGCAAGGUUGGUGGUGGUCUUUCUCUGUGGCUUAACGAUGCUCCUGAUUGGGUUUUACAAAAACUCAAUGAGCUUGAGUUUGAUGUUUUUCUCCCUAAAGGAAGAUUGAAACACCUUAAAGGUGAGGAAUUUUGGAAGGACUUGGUUCAGAACCCCGAUAAAUGGUAUGACAACAGAUCAAGAAAGACAAACAUUAAAGCCCCUGACUUCAAGCAUAAAGAGAGUGGUGAGGCACUGUGGAUGACUGACUCUCCUACUUGGGUAUUAUCAAAAUUGCCGCCUCUAAAGAAGAAUCAAGAACAACCUCUCAUGCCUAAUUCUAUCUCAACGCCAACACCCAAACAAGCUAAAAGAGAGGAAUCUUGGAAGGACUUGGUUCAGAACCCUGAUAAAUGGUAUGACAACAGAUCAAGAAAGAAAAACGCUAAAGCCCCUGACUUUAAGCAUAAAGAGAGUGGUGAAGCACUGUGGAUGACCGACUCUCCGACUUGGGUACUGCCAAAGUUACCACCUCUAAAGACGAAUCAAGAACAACCUCUAAUGGCCAAUACAGUCUCCCAGCCAGCAUUGAAAAAUCAGAAAAGAGAGGAGCUUUGGAAGGACUUGGUUCAGAAUCCAGACAAAUGGUGGGACAACAGAUUAAAAAGGACAAACGCGAAAGCUCCUGAUUUCAAGCAUAAGGAGAAUGGUGAAGCUCUGUGGUUGGACAAUUCUCCAACUUGGGUAUUGCCAAAGUUACCACCACUAAAUGAAGAAAUACCAGACCGGACCUAAGUUCGUUUUGCAGCCUUAUUGAAACAUACCCACAUGUUGAUCUUGGUGACCCACGAUGUAAAAAAGGGUGUUUGACUUUUAUUUCUACAUAUUUAAACCCUUAUUGGUAGAUUAACUCAUUGAUCCUGAGUUAAUGAGAGAUCAUCAAAAGUAACAACAUUAGUAUAUUUUUAAAAUCAUGAUUACGGGCUGGAAAAGAAAAUGUAUCUGAAAA
Molecule: messenger RNA, 2023 nt
Organism: Brassica oleracea var. oleracea
Lineage: Eukaryota; Viridiplantae; Streptophyta; Magnoliopsida; Brassicales; Brassicaceae
Product: protein OSB3, chloroplastic/mitochondrial
Exons: 12
Coding region: 136-1809 (557 amino acids)
Biological process (GO): mitochondrial DNA replication; positive regulation of helicase activity
Cellular component (GO): mitochondrial nucleoid
Molecular function (GO): single-stranded DNA binding
Source: RefSeq, a predicted model, not a curated record